Molecule: messenger RNA, 10810 nt
Organism: Alosa sapidissima (American shad)
Lineage: Eukaryota; Metazoa; Chordata; Actinopteri; Clupeiformes; Clupeidae
Gene: nav1b
Product: neuron navigator 1b
Exons: 34
Coding region: 16-6738 (2240 amino acids)
Biological process (GO): neurogenesis; microtubule bundle formation; neuron migration
Cellular component (GO): axon initial segment; microtubule cytoskeleton
Molecular function (GO): ATP hydrolysis activity
Source: RefSeq, a predicted model, not a curated record
CUGCGGCGCUCCAGGAUGAGUGCAGGUGGGAAUGUGCGGACUGCGUCCCACUCCGGCUCCGGAAUCCCCCUUCCCCGCAGCAUGGCCUCCGCCUCCCGCCUGGACCCCAAACACCUGAGCACCGGCCUCCUGCUGGGCCAGGAGAGGGCGCCCUUCCAGACCCACUCCGCCUCCUCCUUCUCCUCCUCCACCUCCUCCCUGCCCUCCCUCUCCACCUCACCCUCCUCCAGAGAGCUGCUGAGAGGCGGUGCCCUGAAGGGUCAGCUCCUGCACCAGCAGCAUCAGAGAGGGGGGUAUGGAGUGACCACUGGGCCCCCUGCACCCCCGGUACGGAGCUCCUCCUCGCUGGAGAAGACCUGGGGGUCACGCUCGGCCUACAGCAGCCCGCAGGUGUCCAAACGCGAGAUGCCCUCGGUGGUGGUUACCUCCCGGGACACGCUGGACAUCCGCAGGGGCUCGCUGCCCUCCGACGCCUGGCGGGAGUUGAGCAGGAAUGCCAACCGCAACCUGCGGGCCGGGCACUCGCACUUCCGCAGCCUGGACAAUGGGCCCGAGCUGGCGGCCGCCCCGCGGAGCCUGACCAGCGACUUCCUGCUGAGCCGUGGAGGCCGGGAGACGCUCUACCGAGCCAAGCCCAGCAACGGCAACCUGCUGUGGGUAGGGGGCAGUCAGCGGGGCCGCAGGGGCAUGGGGGUGCCCAGGGAGACGCAAGGAGGCAGCUUCUCGGACCUGGAGAAGGGCACUGCCAACGGAGAGCUGGGCUCCGCCAGGGCCAGGAGGCAGGCCAACAUGGUCACUAACAUGAUGCCCGCGGGCAGGGAGUCUCCACGCAUGGCGGCCGUCGCCCCCUUCAGGUUCAGGCUGCAGGUCCAGGAGGACACGGACGGCUCUCUGGAGGACCUGAGCGACUGCUCCUCGGAAUCUAUGGAGGUGUGCUGUGAAGAGACCGGAGGGAUGUUUGGGGGUAGCGUGAAAGGACGAGAGCCUGGCCUGAAGACCGAGCAGAAAGCCGAGGGCACUAGGACCUACGCCGCGCCGGCCGAGGGCAAGGGCUCCGCUGGCACUGCCAGCGACAUGGCCGCCGCCAAGCGGGGCAAGUCGGGGGUGCCCACCAGUGGGGUGCCCCGCAGCGAGCUGAAGGUGUACCGGGCGGGCAGCACCGACGGGCGCCUUCCUGUGUCCACCAACCUGCGCAAGCAGCGCUCGCUGACCAACCUGGCGGUGCUGACGGACGCUGAGAAGAAGAUGCAGCUGUACGAGCCCAAGUGGUGCGACGAUAUGGGCAAGCCGGGCGCCGGCGGGGGGCACCUGCGGGCGGGCAAGCCCAAAGCAGGGGGCACUGGAGGGGUAGGAGGAGGAGGAGGGGCGGGCAGCGGGCAGCUCUCGCGGAACCUCUCAAAGUCGGAGCACUCACUCUUCCAGGGCAAGCCCAAGCCCUUCAGCGCACUGGCAGCGCCGACCGCGCCAGGCAAGGGCCAGAGUCGCAUCCCGCGCGGGCCCUACGCCGAGGUCAAGCCCCUCAGCAAGGCCACCGACGAGUCGGGCAAGUCCGACGACGACAUCCUCUCCGCCAAGGCCAAGGCCGCAGCUGCAGCGGGCGCCAAGAAAGGUGCCGCCGUUGCCCCCGGCGACGUAGAGGGCAAAGGUCAAGCGGAGGAAGGUGGCGAUAAGCCCUUCCUGAAGGUGGACCCGGAGCUGGUGGUCACCGUAUUGGGGGAUUUGGAGCAGCUGCUCUUCAGCCAGAUGCUGGACCCAGAGUCCCAGAGGAAGCGGACCGUUCAGAAUGUUCUGGACCUCAGGCAGAACCUGGAGGACACUAUGUCCAGUCUGAGAGGGACCCAGCUCAGCCACAGCUGUCUGGAGAGCAGCGUGUGCUACGACAGCGACGACACCAAUGCCCGCAGUCUGUCCAGCCUGUCCAACCGCUCGUCCCCUCUCUCCUGGCGCCACGGCCAGUCCAGCCCGCGGCUGCAGGCCGGGGACGCUCCGUCCUCCACGGGCAGUGGAGGAGUGGUCAGCGGCGGGGGCAUCGGGCGUAGCCAGUACACAUCCCACACCAUGCCCACACGCUGCUCCAGCCGUCUGAGCCACUCCUCCCAGAUGGAGCUGAUGGAGGGCCUUGAUGCUGACCUCAAGUCGGGCUACCUGAGCGACAGCGACCUGCUCGGCAAGAGCCUCCACGAUGAAGAUGACGACGACAACCUGGCCAACGGCUGGGAUGAGAGCAGUUCUAUCAGCAGUGGUUUAAGUGAUGGCUCUGACAACCUGAGCUCAGAGGACCUGAACGCAAGCUCCUCCCUCAAUUCCCUCCCAACCACACCCACUGGCUCACGACGCAACUCGUCCGUCAUGUUGCGUACGGACGCUGAGAAGCGGUCACUGGUGGAGAGCGGCCUGGCCUGGUACAGCGAAGAGGGCAAAGUGGCACGCAAACUGGACGCAGGCGGAGCCUAUGACACUGGCAGCCUGAAGACGGAGCCGUCCAGCCGCUGGAAGAAGAGCCGGCCGCUAGAGGGCGCUGCUCACGACAAGGCUGGCAGGGAGGUGAAGAAGCCCCAGAGUCUGGGUCAGCCGGGGAACUUCAAGAAGGGACGCAACCCUCCCGUGGGGGUCACCUCGCCCAUCACACACACAUCACAGAGCGUGCUCAAGGUCGCAGUUCCUAAGGGCGACUCCAAGCUCGGGGAUAAGGCUAAGAUGGCGGUGAAGGGCACCAGUCUGCAGCGCUCCUGUUCCGAUGCAGGACGAGACCGCGGCGAGCAUCGCAAGCCUCCCUCGGGUCUGGUCAAACCCUCGGCGGGGGGGUCCUUCGGCUACAAGAAGCCCCCGCCGGCCACCGGAACGGCCACCGUCCUGACGGCAGGGGGCGCCACCAUCUCCAGCGGCUCGGCCACCGUGGGCAAGACGCCCAAGUCCUCGGGCAUCCCCAUCAAGCCCGUGGUGUCCGGCAGCAGCCUCGGCGUGGGCGGGUUGGCGACGGGCACCGGCGGGCGCAAGAACAGCUUCGACGCGUCCAGCUGCCACGAGCAGGGCUUCAUGGCGCCCAACGCCCGCAGCAGCAUCCAGUACCGCAGCCUGCCGCGGCCCGCCAAGUCCAGCGCCCUAAGCCUGACCAGCCAGCGGUCCACCUCGCGGCCCGUCAGCGGCGCCCUCGACAGCAGCCUGAUGUCCCUCAAGCCCAUGCCCAGCUCCCCCAUGCCAGGCACCGGGUCGGUGGGCCGCGGCGGCACCAAGGGUCGCAGCAGCAGCACCAGCGGUGGCGGUAUCAGCGGCCCGGUCAACCAGACUGACCGAGAGAAGGAGAAGGAGCGGGCCAAGGCCAAAGCGGAUCUGCUGGAGAGCGCCUGUCUGAAGGCCGAGCUGCAGGUGGACAGCGCCGGAGAAGCACUCACCAAAGUCCAGGGCCUCAGGAGGGCUAGUGCCAGCAAGUACCCAGAGCUGGCCUCUCCCACCACUCAGAGGAUGGUGAGCAGUAAGUCUCUGGGCCGCCCCCCGAGCCUGGCUCACUUGGACAAGGUCAACUCCAACAGCCUGGACUCGUGCGUGUCCAUCCAGGACCUCCCGCCAAAGAUCCCCCCCUACUCCAAGCUGCAGGACCUGGCUGGCUCGUCCUCCCCAUCCUCCACGGGCCCUGGCCUGUCCCCCUCGGCGCGCCUGACCCCGAGCCCCGCGCUCCUCCUGCACAUCGACUCGCCGGGCUGCUUCUCGGGGACGUCCCUGAGCCUGGGCGGCUCUCCGCUGCUCUACCCGCGCAUGUCCGGCCUGCACCGCAGCAUGGAGGCGCUGCCGCUCCACAUGAGCCUGCCGCCCAGUGCCACCGAGCUCUCGCCGCGGCAACGCGACCGUGACGACGGCAAGGCCACCGGCACCUGGGGCGCCGGGAGCAGGACGUCCAUCACCCUCUCCGACAGUCUUCAAACAGACCGGAAUACUUUGCCGAAGAAAGGCUUGAGUCGUUAUGAUUCCACUCCUGGUGGCUCAGAGGGGAAAGAGAGGCGUCACUCCCAUAAUGCCGUGAGCCUGACCGAGUCCGACAGUCCUCCUCAGCUGCCCUCUCCCACACACAUCACACACACCUUCGCUGGCAAAACACCGCCUACCAACGUGGUGGCUCCCAUUUCCAGUGUGGGCGGAGUUCCGCGCAUCACACGUUCCAACAGCAUUCCGACCAAUGAGGCGGCUUACGACCUGUACGGCACCUCCCCGCUGGGCAGCUCCGUCUCGCUGGCCGACAGGCCCAAGAGCAUGCUCCGCUCCGGAUCGUUCCGCGAGCCCAGCGACGACGUGCAUGGCUCAGUCCUGUCAUUAGCGUCUAACGCAUCAUCCAACUACUCCUCGACGGAGGAGAGAAUGCAGGGAGAGCAAAUCCGCAAGUUGCGGCGGGAACUAGAGUGCUCUCAAGAGAAGGUGGCUAAUCUGACCAAUCAGCUCUCAGAGAACCUUGGCCAGGCAAAUUUGGUAGCUGCGUUCGAGCAGAGCCUGGCUCUCAUGACCUCCCGCCUGAACAGCCUCUCUGUCACCUCCGAGGAGAAGGACUCAGAGCUGUCGGAUCUAAAGGACACCAUUGAUGUUCUGAAGUGCAAGAACACUGAGGCCCAGACCAUCAUCCAUGGGGCUCUGAACACCCCAGAGACCGCACCCAAAGAGCUGAGGAUUAACAGACAGAACUCGUCAGAGAGCAUAUCCAGUCUGAACAGCAUCACCAGUCACUCCAGCGUGGGUAGCCUGAAGGAACAGGACCCCAAGAAGAAGAAGAAGAAGAGCUGGGUGUAUGAGCUGAGGAGCUCCUUCAACAAGGCCUUCAGCAAGAAGGGCUCCAAGCUGUCCGCCUCCUACGCCGACAUCGAGGAGAUCGCCACCCCAGAGUCGUCCGCCCCGUCCUCGCCCAAAGUGCACCACGAGCCGGAGAACUCCUCCACCCAGCUGAUGCCCUCAACGUCAGCCGCCGCCUCAGGUGUGUGUGAAGGUGAGGAGGCUGGCGAGGGUGAUGAUGGCGAGGAGAAAGUGGUGUUGGAGCUGCGCUCUGAACUCUGGGAAAAGGAGCGCAAGCUGACAGACAUCCGUCUGGAGGCGCUAAGCUCUGCCCACCAGCUGGAACAGCUGCGGGAGGCCAUGACCAACAUGCAGGCAACGGUGGAGAACCUGAAGGCAGAGAAUGACCAGCUUAAGACUGGCACCUCCUCCAGACCCUCCAGCUCCACCUCCCAGUCGUCAGGGCUCAUGUCAUUGGGCACCUCGUCACCACGGCAAUCAAUCGCUGCAUCAUUGCCUAAGACACUCGGCAUGAGUAUGGGAGAGAGUGGAGGACCAGAUGUGCUGCCAUCCAACAUGUUGGGGCUCCUGACUCAGAAGGAGGAGGGUCAGGUGCGGCUGGUGGUGUGUGUCCCAGACCAGCAUGUCUUCAAAGAGGAGAUGAAACAGCAAAACUUUUACAUUGGGUCGGUCCAGAUCACCCAAAAUACCGACUGGACCUCUCUGGACACGGCUGUUGGCCAGGCCCUCAAGGAGUACCUGUCUCUGUUGGACCCCAGCUCCAGCCUGGGCCUGACUGGGGACUCCAUCCUCAGCUACAGCGUAGGACACUGCAAACGAGUGAUGGGGGCCGUGCCCCCCGAGACCCCCCCAUCCCGCUGCCUCACCAAGAGCUCCACCUGCGUCAGCAUGACCCUCAAAGGUCUGCGUGAGAAGUGUGUGGACUGCGUGGUGUUUGAGACGCUGGUCCCCAAGGCCAUGAUGCAGCACUACAUCAGCCUGCUGCUCAAGCACCGGCGCAUCGUACUGUCCGGCCCCAGCGGAACCGGAAAGUCCUACCUGGCCUCUCGCCUCACCGAGUACCUGGUGGAACGCAGCGGCCGUGAGCCCUCGGACGGCAUCUCUGUCACCUUCAAUAUGCACCGACAGUCCUGCAAGGAUCUGCAGCUGUACCUGUCCAACCUGGCCAAUCAGAUUGACCGGGAGACCAGCACAGCCGAGAUCCCAUUGGUGGUCAUCCUAGAUGACGUGCAUGACGCCGCCUCCAUCAGUGAGCUGGUCAACGGCGCUCUGACGUGCAAAUAUCACAAAUGCCCCUACAUCAUUGGAACAACCAACCAGCCGGUGAAGAUGACCCCGAACCACGGACUUCAUCUCAGCUUUAGGAUGGUGACCUUCUCCAACAACGUGGAGCCGGCCAACGGCUUCCUGGUGCGCUACCUGCACAGGAAGCUGGUAGAGGCGGAGGAGCCGCGGAGUCUGGCCAGUGAGGAGCUCCUCCGGGUGCUGGACUGGGUGCCCAAGCUCUGGUACCACCUCCACGCCUUCCUGGAAAAGCACAGCACCUCCGACUUCCUCAUCGGCCCUUGCUUCUUCUUGUCCUGUCCCGUCACCGUUGAGGAGUUCCGUUCCUGGUUUAUUGACCUCUGGAACCAUUCCAUCAUCCCCUACCUUCAGGAGGGAGCCAAAGAUGGCAUCAAGGUGCAUGGGCAGAAGGCGGUGUGGGAGGACCCAGUGGAGUGGGUGAGAGGUACACUCCCCUGGCCGUCAGCUCAGCAGGACCAGGCCAAACUCUUCCACCUGCCGCCCCCUGCCAUGGGCCCCGGCAGCCCCGGGCAACCAGGGGACGAGCGCCCACACAAGGAGACCCCGCCCAGUGGCACCGAGUCCGACCCCCUGAUGGCCAUGCUGCUCAAGCUGCAGGAGGCGGCCAACUACAUCGAGUCUCCUGAGAAAGAGCUGGACCACAAGCUACCCACUCUCUGAGCUCCUCACAGUGGACUGAUAUGGCAGAUCUGACCUGGGCCAGACUUGGACCAGAUCUGAACCACACAUGGGUCAGAGAUCCGCCCAGCAAUCAGCUGUCGCUGGGGGAAGCUACUCUCCUCUCAAAGUCCCAGAAAGCACUAGGCUCUAGAUCUGGCUCUGAUCUGGCCCUCGUCUGGCACGGCUCUCCUGCUAUCAGAGCUAUGCGGGCCUGUAAAAUGAACUCUUUUAAAAGUCGUCAUUAUGUGUCAUUCAAUACUCCAGUAUUGUACUGUCCUAUCAAGACGUACGUAUGAAUCCCACUUGCCUACAUACUCUCAGACAAAUCGCUCCUGUGACCCAUCUUUCAAUUUCCCUUUCUUUUCAGCCAUGCCAAUUAUCAGUAUAUGUUUACAUUAAAACCAAACUGUAGAUAUGAUACUGUACUACCUAUUCUCACUGUCCGCCAUCGUCCAUGAGCAUCUUAUUUUGGUUUGCGUUGGAGUCUUAACACACCUGGUCAGUGAGAAACUUUCAUUGCCGUUUCACUGCAGCCCUCAUCAACUCAAGGAUACCGGUGCUACCUGCCUCAUCUCCACCAACCCGAUCUAGAGGCUCGCCCUGUUCAGGAAGGGAUGAAGCAAGCCUGUUCAUACCAAUAGCAUAAACCCAGCGCAGCAAUGCCUAUGAUACCAUAGUCGAUUUAAAGCCAGAGCAGUCCACACUAACAAACCCAUUUACUGCUUAUAUUAGAGGAAAAGAAGAACUGUUUUUUUUUUUCUUUUGAUUGAAUGUCCAGUUCCAGUCAAACAAAAGUCCAGCCCAGGCCAGUCCAGGCCUUUAACAUAUAUGCAGAUUUCUGAUGAUUCAGAUCCUACUCAAUCAGGUCAGCGUGUUUGAUCUGGUGCUCAAACUAACAAAAUGCCUUAAGACAUCCACUGUCUUGUGUAGUUCCACUGAGAGAGAAAGCACUGGAGCAGACGUAGAUGGUAGAGUGUGCCUGUGUGUGUGUGUGUGUGUGUGGGACAGCGAGCGGCUGUUCCCUGAGAGGAUUGUGUGUUUGAAAAUUUGCACAGUGCAGUGAGGAGUGAAUGUCAGAAGAAGGACAGUACCCAGUUUGACCUGCAGGCCCACAAGGGUCCUGCAGGGGGCAGUAAAGCUGCCUAUAUGCUCACUUCUCUGAAUUCCAAGCUCAUAUUCAGCAAAGAGGUAUAAUUGUCCAGUAAAUAAAUGUAUGGAAAUGUAUAAGAGCCAACUGAAGAGAAGGGAAAAAAUGUAAUCAAGACUAUCACCCUGUUUUUACUUAAAUGAGUUCGACCUUGGAAAGGAUUCUUUUUGAAUGUUAAUAAGAGUUUAGUGCAGUACAGAGAUAAGGCCGUAGUCGUGUGCUUUAUAUCACUAUAGACAUGGAGUUGAGCUACAGCUUAGGAUUCAGUGAUCUCUUAUGUCAGAUAAGUAGGAUAUCUCAGGCUUAAUUUACACACUCUCUCAUUAGUAGCAGCCAAACCACUCAAGUUAUAUGGUGCAAUUUUCUUCUAAUGGCAGACCAAAUACUCAUACAUACCACGCAUAUUGAUUGUAACACAACUGAGUAUAGGUACUGCAUAAGUAGACUGAUAGAUCCAUAAAAUGUGUGCACUGUAUAGGGCUGGUGGUAGACCAUUGUAGUUAAUUGGUGCUAUGAACUAACAUUCACUAGAUGCUCAUCAGAGAUAGUGUGAGGUAAUGGUUCUGCCCAUGAAAGCCAUCCAGUGGUCAUAAAUGUAUUGAUCCAUCACCCAAUGACACGUGUAACAUGAAGUCAUCCACUCUUAAUAUCAUGUUUUGACCCUGCACACUCUUCAGUGAUAUGAGUUUUAAGUGCAUUUACACCCAAUAUAGCUCAGUCAAUACAAGGAGAUUGACGUCUUUCUUUUCUCAAACUCCUCAGUGAGCUUAUGGCAGUGUUGUACAGCUUGGACUGUGGGUGUCGGUACUAGUAUUCCUUGUCGUUGUACACUACAGUGAUCACACAACCUAAAAGGGAACCAUAAUCAGGUGCCAUUGAUAUGUAAUGAAGCCUGAUUGAGUUCCCUAAAAUAUGCAGUUGCAUUGCAUGCAAUAGAUAGCACUGGGGUUUGCACACAGACUGCAGUGGACUAGUAACCUAUCCAUGGGUCAAAAGCCAAAAGUCAGAAUAUGAGCAUAUAGCACUUGGCUAAAGUGCAUGUAGAGUUGAACAUAGAGCUGGGCAGACCACAACCAAGUAGAUGGUUGAAAGACUCAUCAUUUAAAAUAUUCCUUCCUUUUCUAAACUAUUGUUGUUUUAUACCUCUACAUGACUACCACUGUUUAACUCGUCUGUGAUUGAAUGUCAGAAUUGGUUGCUUCAUUUCUAUAACAGCGGAAUGGAUGCCAUGUUUGUGAAUGGUUAAAAUAAUAACACAUAUAUCACACAAGCUAGUUAAAGACGUGACAAAGUAGUCCCAAGUCAUUUUUACUGAACAAGUCUUUUAUACUUUUGGUUGUUUCUUAGCUGCAACUAAGAGCUUUAUCUGAUUACUUUGAGACAGUCCGCUGUAAACGUCAAUGGCUUUUGCUAUAUUUCCCUUGUGGAAGUACCAGUUAGCACAGAGGCAAGUAAACGUGUAGUAAUGUUUCAGUAUUCCUAUGAUGAACAGAUAAGAGACACGUGUGCUCAGAUCUGGUGAUGAUGACCAGACGGAUGGAGGCCGAUUCCGGUGCUGUCCUGGCCCAGAUCUGGCUGACACACAGGCCAGUUUCGACUCCAUCUGUCCUGGAGACCCUCAGCCCCAUCUGACUCCCCUACACCAUCCCUAUCCUUUCUGCCCACCUCCAUCCUUUGUGAACGAAGUGUUGGUACCAAAAGCCAUCCUGUCCUGUCUCCAUCUCUCUCCAUCUCUCUCUCUCUGGGUGUCGUGCCUGUACUCUGUAAUGGAUGUGCUGUGUUGUGCUGGGACAUUUUCACUUUAGAAGACUAUACAGCAACUUCUACUGGCAAAGGAAAACACUAAAGAUCCCCUCUUCCCUCGCAGAUCAACUAAUUAACUGUGGUUUAUGAGGCAUGGGAAUGAUGUUUGUUCUAAAUCUGUUGUCUGUUUUCUUUUUUUACUUUUAUUUUCUUUUUUGUUGUUUUUCCCUCACUUGGAUAGUGCGAUGAACAGAGGUUUCUGCCAAAUGACUAAACAUUGUUUUAGUCAUGGUGGAGGUCUAUUUCUCUUCAGUGAGGUUCCUGGGGCCUAGCUGUAUGCUGAGGGAGAGUGGCUGGUUGGGUUCAAACCUAAUACCAAAAACGUCUGACACAAGGCCUUACUUCACUGAGUUGAAUGGGGAGGGACCUCCACUGGAAGAAGCUAAGAGUGAGCUGUGGAUUCAGCUGUCUGGUUCUCUGUGAGGAGGUUUUUUUUUCUGUAUUCUCUCCCCUCUAUUGCCAGUGCUAAAAAAAAACGUUUUUUUUUUUUUUUCAGCUAUGUUGAAUGAUUUACUGAAAUUUGACAAGUAAUGUAUCAGAGGGGUAUAGUUCUUAAACCCUGAGAAUCACUUAAAUGUUGUCCUCAAAGCAGACCACUACAGGUUGCUGGAUAGUCGCAUACAUCAUGUUAAGCUUCUUACUGAGUCAAUAUGGAGAAAAUAAAUUAAUAAAUAAAUAAAUAAAAUAAAGGUUCAGUGAUGGUAUAUCUGAUGUAACUUACAGUGUGCAAUGAUGGAUGUGCAGUAGACCUCUACAUGUUGUAAAUGCAUGUCGCUUUGGUGUUGGACUGACACUUAAAGUAGCUUUAGGAGAGGUUUUCAGAGGAAUGCAUCUGAUGAAAUUCAUAUUUUUCUUUUUACAGGUAUUCCUCUCCCUCUGUGAAAUCCUUUAUAAAAUUCCAUUACAAUUUUGUACAGGACAUCAUAUUAUUGUAAACAUUGUAAAUAGUUCUGCAUUUGCGACAACAAUCAUAAACAUGACAUCUACAAAAAUAUGUGUGGAAAGGUAGAAAACCUUUCUUCUUCAGUUCUUUGGCACACAAAAACAUGUAGGCAUGCCUGUACAUCUGUCCAACAUUUAUCCAACAUAUCCAUUUGUCUUAAUAAAGCCAUGUCAUUCUUU